Molecule: messenger RNA, 2682 nt
Organism: Nezara viridula (southern green stink bug)
Lineage: Eukaryota; Metazoa; Arthropoda; Insecta; Hemiptera; Pentatomidae
Source: the annotation of a GenBank genome assembly
UGUAGAAUAAACAAUGAAAAGUAAUAUAAUAAUGAGGUUAUGCAAUCUCAUGGCAACCUAUAUCAUUUGAAUAAAUAAAUAUUAAAAAUAAAACAUAUUUAGUGGUUCAUUUGUGUUGAGUAUAAGUGAUUAAUUUGUAUAUAAGGAAAAGAAUAUGCUCCACUACCAAUAUAUAUGCAAUUCUUAUAAGUCAGAAAACUCUCCAUCAUUAGGUUGAUAAGGAUCCGCGUUGGAUUACUAGUUGAACAACUAACUUCGACAGACAUCUUAAGUCAACUGAAAGAAGUGGAUGUAUUGGUCUAAUGUUAUAAACAUCAUGUGUUUAUUCACUUGGGUACACUGUCUUGCGAUCAAAGAAGAGGACAGGGAUGAGGCAUUCGUCGAGGAGGAGAAAAGUGAAAAUAUUUGUGAUCAGGAGGCAGCCUACCUACCGGAACUUAUAGGGCCUUCCGGCGGCGACUUCUUCAAUCCCUGCCCAGGACACUCUUCCGGCUUGGCUGGGGAGGCCUUCGCCGACCUGAUAAACAGCCUCAUCAUCUCGGAGUGCCUGCUGGAGGCACCGUGCAGCUACCCUUACGACAUGGGAGGUGAGUGCCGCCGAUCUACGAUAUUCGACUUCAUCGUUAUCGGAGGGGGCACCGCAGGAGCAGUUCUUGCCGCCCGCCUAUCCGAAAUAGCGGAUUGGAAUGUACUCCUCAUCGAGGCUGGAAACGAUCCGGAAAUGACCUCCGCCGUGCCUUACUUCUUCCAAAAUCUCCUCAGAACUAAAAUGGAUUGGAACUUCGUGACUGUCCCCGAGAAAGGGCUCUACAACGGCCUCAUGGGGAGGGUCAACAGGUGGCCGCUGGGCAAGGCACUCGGAGGGACCAGCUCGAUCGGCCAGAUGCUCUAUAUCCGCGGCUGCUCCAGGGACUUUGACAACAUCGCGGCCGCUGGCAACGUAGGCUGGGCUUCCGAGGACGUAACCCCCUACUUCCUCAAGUCGGAGGACAUGACAGACAUGAUAUUACUCCAAAGCGAGGGUAACAGGGAAUACCAUGCCCGAGGGGGGCCCCUCAAAUUGGGGCGGUUCUCCUACCUCGCGCCGAUAUCGGUCUUGAUCCAAAACGUCAGCACCGAUAUCGGUUACCCGAGGAAUUACGACAUUAACGGUAUAUCGCAGGCUGGCUUCAUGGCCCCCAUGACCGGGACCGUGUUGACAGGCGAAAGGCUCAAUACCGCCAAAGCUUUCAUAAACCCAAUAAAGCACAGGAAAAAUCUUUUUGUUAUUAAACACGGCUAUGUUUAUAAAAUACUCAUUUGUCCCAAAACGUCAAGAGCGUAUGGGAUCCAGUACAUGUACAGAAAUGAACAAAUGGGCAGAACGCUGCGUGCUUCUAGAGAAAUCAUUGUCUGCGCGGGAACAGUUGGGUCGGCCAAGCUGAUGAUGCUGUCAGGUGUCGGCCCGAAGAAUGAACUGGAGCUGUUGGGAAUAUACUGUGUAAAGAACCUGAGGGUGGGUCGCAACCUGAUAGAUUCCGUCCAGUUUCCUGGUGCGCCGAUCGUUCUCGACUUCGGAGAUUCUACUCAAACCACUUUGUGUGAACUGGAUGAAGCUUACGAGUACCUAACCAGAAGGACCGGCUUGUUAGCGUCCAUUGGAGCUACGGAAUUGAUAGGAAUGAUAAACUUGGAUACGGACGAGUCACCUGAUGUAUCAAUGCAAUUUAUGCAUAUUAUAGUCAACGAUUCUUUUCUACUACAAGACUUUUUGAAGAAUCUCGGAGUGACCGAUGAGAUAGCUAGUCAGUAUCUAGCUCUGACCUAUAACCGCAAUAUUUUGAUACCUUUCAUCAAAUUAUUGCACCCCAGAAGUAGAGGAACCGUAAGGUUGAGGUCGGAUAACAUGGACGAUAUGCCAUUGAUUGAAACGAGAUAUCUCGAGCAUUCGAAAGAUUUCAAUACGAUAAUGUGGGGCAUCAAAUAUGUCGAAAAGAUGUUAUCUAACGAAAUGUUUAAGCGUUACAACGCGACGAUGAAAUACCUGGAGAUGGCGGGUUGCUGCGGAAUCAAGCGGGGGACGGAUCACUACUGGGCAUGCGCGAUGAGCCACCUCGCCGGGACGGGCUAUGACCCCAUCGGGACCUGCAAGAUGGGACCCUCGGACGACCCCACGGCCGUGGUGGACCACCAGCUGAGGGUCUACGGGAUCAAGGGACUGCGGGUGGCGGACGCGAGCAUCAUUCCGACCUCGGUCACGGGGCCACCGCUCGCCAGUGUCAUCAUGAUCGCGGAGAAGGCGGCGGAUAUGAUCAAGAUGCAAUGGAUCAGCGACUACAAGCCCGUCUUCCGGCCCCCGCUCCCGGCCAAGUCGAAGCCGGAAGUCAAGGACAGCUAGCAUGCCCAAGCUCUACCUCAUUGGAUGGACGGCACCGCAAGGCGAUAACUUUAUAGCCUGAAGUAGAACACGUAGGCAUAGCGCGAAACAAUGGUCGGGAUCUGUAACAAAUAGUCUACGCUUUAUUUCAUAUGCAUGAAAACCCUGAUAUUCACGUUUUAUGAAAAAUAAAAAUGUGUUUUAGCUAAUAUCUACAAUUUAUGUAAAAGACAAAAAAUCCACCAAGAGACAGGAAAUCGAUGCUAGGUCAUAAUUGUAAAUCUUCUAAUCUCUCAGCUUUCUGAUUCUAAGAUAAAGAAUAAAAU